AUGAAAAACCAAAUAAUCAGCCAUAACCAUGGCCACAUGUUGCUCUGCCUCUGCACAUGGACAUCUCAUCAUCUUUCUCCUCUUUCUCGCCCCUUUCUCUCUCUCUCUCAACUUCCAAUUACCCCGUUUCAGCCCCGAUGACACCACCAUACUCCUCGAAGGCGACGCCAUGGUCUCCGUCGGAAAAAUCGAGUUCAACAAGGUCAACUACAUCUUCCGUGUCGGCCGAGUUAUAUACAACGGCAAGGUGCCUCUGUGGAGCUCUUCCAGCUCCUCCGCAGAUUUCACCACACAUUUCUCCUUCACCAUUGACACGCAGCGAAAUCGAAAUCACGGCAACGGCCUCGCCUUCUUCCUCGCUCCUGUCGGGUUCGAGAUCCCGCCAAACUCUGGGGGCGGCUUCCUAGGCCUCUUCAAUACCACCACCACGGGCUCAUCGCGGAGCCAGAUCCUCCACGUGGAGUUCGACUCCUUGCCAAACUCCGGCGGUUGGGACCCACCGUACGAGCACGUGGGGAUCAACAAGAACUCCAUCGCCUCCUCCGUCACCACGCCGUGGAAUGUCACUUUACACGACGGAGAGGCCGCGGAUGUCUGGAUCGUCUACAUCGCGGCCGCUACGAACCUAACCGUCUUCUGGAGCUACAAUGGCGCCCCUAAUUCAAGCCUUUCUUAUCAAGUGGAUAUCAAGGAAGUUCUACCUCAAUGGGCCACGGUUGGGAUCUCGGCUGCCACCGGCUCCAACGUCGAACGCCACAUUCUUCAUUCGUGGGAGUUCACUUCGAGUUUAGAUAUUAAAGAAACUGGUCAAAAUAACACCGAAAUAGCACUGAUUGUAGGUUUAUCUGUAGGGGCGUUUGUUAUGGUACUAACCGUUACUGUAUUAGCAUACGUGUUAGUGAAGAAACGAAGAGCAAAGAAAACCCGAAACAGAGCUUACUCAAUAUCCAUAGGAGAUGAUGAUCUUGAGAGAGCAACCGGGCCGAGAAGAUUUUCCUACCUAGAGCUUGCUUCGGCCACAAACAACUUCUCCGAAGCAAAAAAACAAGGAGAGGGAGGAUUCGGAAGCGUUUACAAAGGGCACCUCGUGGAUAUAGAUAUCCCGGUCGCGGUGAAGAGAAUCUCCAAGGGAUCUCGGCAAGGUAAGAAGGAAUACAUCGCGGAGGUGAAGACCAUAGGCAUGUUGCGACAUAGGAACCUGGUGCAACUGAUCGGUUGGUGCCACGACCAGGGCGAGUUCAUGCUCGUCUACGAGUUCAUGCCUAAUGGAAGCCUGGAUCGUCAUCUAUUCAGAAGAAUGUCAAGUCUACAGUGGACAUUGAGAUACAGUAUAGCUAAGGGAUUGGCAUCCGCACUGCUCUACCUCCACGAGGAAUGGGAGCAGUGCGUGGUGCACAGGGACAUUAAGUCGAGCAAUGUAUUGUUGGAUUCGAGCUUCAACGCGAAGCUAGGCGACUUUGGGCUGGCUCGGCUGAUGGAGCAUGGGAUCAAGCCCAAGACCACAGGGAUAGCGGGGACGUUAGGGUAUCUGGCGCCAGAGUAUGUGAUGAGUGGGAGAGCCAGCAAGGAAUCGGAUGUGUUUAGCUUUGGGGUGGUGGCGCUGGAGAUAGCGACGGGAAGACGAUCGACGGAUCCUUUGGAAGAGAAAGGGUUGGUGGCGUGGGCGUGGGAUCUGUAUGGGAAGGGGCAACUUGUGUCGGGGGUGGACGGGAGACUGGAAGGGGAGUUUGAUGGGAGGGAGGUGGAGAGAGUGAUGAUAGUGGGGCUUUGGUGUGCUCAUCCUGACUGGAAUAGGAGGCCGUCGAUUCGACAAGCGAUCCAGGUAUUGAAUUUGGAGAAAGAGGGGCCUACGCUUCCGUUGGAAAUGCCGACGCCGGUGUAUUAUGCACCUGCCCUUGCUCCGGCUAGUACCUCAUCAGCUGCCUCUACCGAGCCCUUUGUCACCGGCUCUAGUAUCGAUAUUGGCCGAUAAACUAACUCUACGUGUUUUUAUCUUUACAGUAUGUUACUAUGAUUCAGGACAAAAUCUUCAAAAUUAAGUGAAGUUUUCAUUUUGGCGCACACA
Messenger RNA from Salvia splendens (bonfire salvia), 2065 nucleotides. Its product is annotated as L-type lectin-domain containing receptor kinase IX.1. Gene Ontology annotation, molecular function: ATP binding; protein kinase activity; carbohydrate binding. Gene Ontology annotation, biological process: protein phosphorylation. The transcript is spliced from 2 exons. NCBI's taxonomy places the organism in Eukaryota, Viridiplantae, Streptophyta, Magnoliopsida, Lamiales, Lamiaceae. The coding region runs from base 29 to 1972 and encodes 647 amino acids. The record is from RefSeq and is a predicted model, not a curated record.